Messenger RNA from Armigeres subalbatus, 618 nucleotides. RefSeq names its product large ribosomal subunit protein P2-like. The coding region runs from base 144 to 482 and encodes 112 amino acids. The record is from RefSeq and is a predicted model, not a curated record. Lineage: Eukaryota; Metazoa; Arthropoda; Insecta; Diptera; Culicidae. Gene Ontology annotation, molecular function: structural constituent of ribosome. The transcript is spliced from 4 exons. Gene Ontology annotation, cellular component: cytosolic large ribosomal subunit; ribosome. Gene Ontology annotation, biological process: cytoplasmic translational elongation.
UCCAGCAGCGCAUCGGCUGUCAACUCGAUUGACAGUUCAACUUCCGUCUCCGCGUCGUCUUUCUUUCUAGUUUGAACGUCCAAACAAGUGAGUUGAGUUUCAAUUUUGUGCCGCUCUCGUUUCGUGUCGGAAGGACUUAAAAAAUGCGUUACGUGGCUGCAUACCUCCUGGCUGUCCUCGGCGGCAACGCCAGCCCAUCGAAUGCCGACAUCGAGAAGAUCCUGAGCUCGGUUGGUAUCGAGGCCGAUUCGACUCGCGUCACCAAGGUGGUCAACGAGCUGAAGGGCAAGUCGGUGGAGGAACUGAUUGCCUCCGGUCGCGAGAAGCUCUCGUCGAUGCCAGCUGGUGGAGCCGCUCCGGCUGCCGGUGCUGGUGCCCCUGCCGGUGGUGCCGCUGCCGCUCCUGCUGAGGAGAAGAAGGAAGAGAAGAAGGAAGAGUCGGAAUCGGAGGACGACGACAUGGGCUUCGGUCUCUUUGAAUAAGAAGGGAUUCAACCACAUCUCAUUGGGAUGUGUCGAUGACCAUUCGUACGAAAGGUACAAAAUAUUUAUUUCUGUGAAAUAAAUAACCAAAAAACUGAAAAUAUAAAGCAAGGAGGAGACUCUGAAAGCCAAAGAA